Molecule: messenger RNA, 1063 nt
Organism: Anguilla rostrata (American eel)
Lineage: Eukaryota; Metazoa; Chordata; Actinopteri; Anguilliformes; Anguillidae
Gene: sigmar1
Product: sigma non-opioid intracellular receptor 1
Exons: 4
Coding region: 246-914 (222 amino acids)
Cellular component (GO): endoplasmic reticulum
Source: RefSeq, a predicted model, not a curated record
CUGCGCAGGCGUUGCACAGCUCUGCUUGCCUUGAGCCCAAAACGCAUUCAUUCUCAAGGGUCCUAUUUACGUUAUUGAACUUGGGCAGGCUGGGGAGUCAUUCAGUCAUAGGUCAAAUUCAAUGAAAUGCGCUUCUGUGUUUAACGAAAGCCCAGAAGAUUUGACUCAUAUUCAAUACGUAAGAAGGGGUGUUUUUGCCCCAUGUGGAUUUUUCAGGUUUGGCUGCCGUAUGUGAUUUAGCAGUAAUGUCUUUUACGAAGACAAUUUUGAAACUCGUGGUUGCCGCGGGAGUCGUCGUAUUACUAGUGCAGUACUUGCAGUACUGGAUGUCAAAUAAGCAGUAUGUUUUUAGCAAGGAAGGUGUCGCCAAGAUCGCUAAACAAUAUGCAGGCCAGGAUCACGAUUUGGCCUUUGCCAAGGUGGUAGUGGAGCUGCGUAAGACGUACCCCGGGCACAUCCUGCCCGACGAGGACCUGCAGUGGGUGUUCGUCAACGCCGGGGGGUGGAUGGGCUCCAUGUGCCUGCUGCACGCCUCACUGACGGAGUACGUCCUGCUCUUCGGCACGGCCGUGGACACCGGCGGGCACUCCGGUCGGUAUUGGGCUGAAAUAUCAGACACCAUAAUCUCUGGGACGUUUCGGCAGUGGAAAGAGGGCACAACGAAAAGUGAAAUAUUUUACCCAGGCGACACGAUAGUGCACGGCGCGGGCGAGGCCACGUCGGUGCAGUGGAGCGCGGGGACGUGGAUGGUGGAGUACGGGCGGGGCUUCAUCCCGUCGACGCUGGGCUUCGCCCUCGCGGACACCGUCUUCAGCACGCAGGACUUCCUCACGCUCUUCUACACGGUGCGCGUCUACCUGAAGGGCAUGGCGCUCGAGGCCUACUCCCUCCUCGCCGAAGCCGGGGUCCUUUGAGUCCGGCCCGGAUUCGUCUGCAGCCCGUCCCCGUUUUCUUUUUUUUUUCUUUCUUCUCUGUGUUUGUGAAAUGAUCGUGUGGUUGGUUGACCGACAAGCUAAUAAAAAAAAAAACUUGUUUCCGGUUUGUUUACAGAGGAACUAAAACU